UGCACGAGGCUUCACUUCGGGACUCUGGCCUCCCCAACAGGCUCCCAGUGUUCGGCUGGGGCGGGGCCCGCGGUGGCCGGCAGCUUCCCUGCCUUCUGCCUCCCUUGAGCCUUACCAGAUUGGUGCUUCUGGUGGGACGCCUCCCAAGGAGCAUCACUCACAGGCAUCCGGGGCACACUUCCCAUAACUCCCAGAGAGCAAGUUUCUAGAAAGUUCCAGCAGUGGGGAGGCGCCACAACUUCUCUGCCAUUUUGGGAAGUGCAGCCGCAGCUCCUCUGGCAAGGUCAAGACUUCACGACUACGACACAAUCACGGAUUAAAGAAGAGAAGGUUGCUGCAAAACCUCAAAAUGCAUUUAAACAUCCCAGGGAAUGUGAGAGUUCUUCAUCCCAGAAAAGGCAGAAGAUGGCCCUGUUGGUAAGGAAACGAGGAAUAGGAGAUGGCCUUAUUGGAGGCUCUGCCACGUCUAAAGAAAAGAAGCUUAAGGUAGGAGUUGGUAUUCCAGCCAGCCAACUGGAUUCUCGGAUUGAUGACUUCACUGGCUUCAGCAAAGGUGGGCUGAUGCAGAAACCUGGUAGAAAUGCACUUGUAGGAGUCAUCAUUACCAGCACUUUCUCUGCAGAUGACCUAAAAGUCACAGAAAUACUCCCUUUUUCAAGAAUCCAAAAAGAUAUUAAUGCUGAAACAGAAGGCAAAUUAAUGAAGGAAAUUCUACAUUACUUUGGAGAAAACGUGAAAAAAAAAGUCAAAUUGCCUGAAGGACUGCAAACACCUGUAGAAGUCAAGGGAUGCUAUUUUGAAUCCAUCAUCAAGGAAGCAGUCAGGUAUAUGAGCGGACACUUAAUUCCGCACCUUGAGAAGAAACUGGAAGAAAUGACAUGUGGCUACUUGUCCAAGAAGGAACAUCAGACCCUAAAUGCAUAAUCUCUUUAAUGAUUGAGGAGGAAAGAGGAUCAAAUUGCUGUUUUCUACAAUCGAGCAGGAUAUGGCUGAGGCCUCCUAGCAUGUGUUAGUGAAUAAAAUGGCCUCCCAGAGGCUAAGAAAUUUCUGUCAGUAAAAGUUGGUCUUUUUCCCUAAGCAUUUCAUUUGAAAGGAUAACUUGUUUGUUCGUUGGUUGAUUUUCCCACCUGUGCUGGCAGAUAUUAUUAACCCAUUAAGUAAAUACUAUUACAGUCGUGGUUUCUGUAGCAGCCCACAUUGUGGUAGCUGGUAUUUAUAACUGCCUUCUUUCACUCCCCAUUUUUCAUUUCCUUUGCCUUGAGAUAGCAUGUCAGCUGGUCAUGGUGCCUGGCCUGGCAGGGUGACUCAAACCUUCAUUAUGAAGAGUCUGAACCAUUAGAUGUCCUGCCUGGAUGGGGUUGCUGUAAUUUUCCAUUAACUCUAAUCACAAAACACAGGAGAAUUAAGAAGCUGUCUAGACAUAUAAGACAUGCUCUUUCUUAGCCCCUAGUAUAUUAGGAACCCCAUCUCCCUUUGAUUGUCAGUUUCCAUCACUCCAGCCAGUAGUGGACCUCCUCCUUUGUCUUUUGGUUGAGAGGAAUGAACAGUCCAAAGUGGUCAGCUUGCAGACACGACUUUUAUUUGUUGUUGUUGUUGUUUUCUUUUGAUUUUGAGAUGGAAUAUCACUCUAUCACCCAGGCUGGAGUUCAGGAGUUCAGUGGCGCCAUCCCAGCUCGUGGCAGCCUCUGCCUCCCAGUUUCAAGUGUUUUCUCACCCUCAGCCUCCCAAGUAGCUGGGACUACAGGCCUGCACCACUGCGUCUGGCUAAUUUUUGUAUUUUUAUUAGAGACGGGGUUUCAUCAUGUUCGGCAGGCUGGUCUCCAACUCCUGACCUCAGGUGAUCUGCCCACCUUGUUCUCCCAAAGUGCUGGGUUUACAGGUGUGAGCCACUGCUCCUGGCCAGACACAGCUGUCAUUUCAAUGGAAUCACUUUUGGUUCCCAUGUUGAAAUAAUGUCUCAGUGUGUAAAAUGUCCUCUAGUCCAGCAGAGCCAAAAGUUUUCUUCUUUACAGCAAAUUUUGCUUCUUGAGCAUAAGAGGCAACAUUUUGCUACUAGAUACCCAGGAUUAAUAGUGAGAAGAGGCCUGCAUAUUGCCUCCUUCAUUCUUGAAGUCAUAGAUGUGGCUAUGGGAGAAAGAGUUCCAUAUCUUUGAUGCUGGGAUUCAGCUUUGUCACUUUCUAGAUUGUCAGCCAAGCCACACAAGGCCCUGUCACAAAGCUGCAACUACAACUCAGGCUUUGAAAGAUCCUCCAAUGUUCUAUUGAGCCAGCCACUUUAGGAUGGUAAAGAACAUCAGGAGACGAGUGAAAUCCGUGAGCAUGAUCCCAUUGCCGUAUUCAUUUCCUGUAAAGUGGGUUUCAUGUUUAAAACUGGUAAAGUGUGGGAUACCACGAUGGUGGGUACAGCCUUUCCUAUUACCACAGUGUUGGUUUUCUUGAAGUACCAUGGAUAGGAAUGAAAAUCCAUAUCCAGAAGAGUGUCUAUUUGAGCAACAUCAAAGUGAUGCUCUUUCAAUUGUGGAAGCAGACCCAAGUAAUCACAGUGCCACCUGGAAGCUGACUGACCAGUCUGGGACAUGGUGCCAUAUUGGGGAAUCAGCGUUGGUCUCGGCAGCUAGCAGGUUGAAUAGUCAGCAGUUACUGUAGUAACAUGGACCUGGUAAAUGAAAGUUCAUGUUGCCAAGCCCAUGAACAACCUCUAUCUCAGCCACCAUAGUCAUGAUGCACCAUGACUGCUUAGAAGAUAGAGGGGUGCACCUAAGGAGGUAUGGAAGUGGCUCAGGUAGCUUACUGUGGCCUCAGCAAAGACCGCAAGUGUAUGGUUACCUCAGUUCUAUAACUUUAAGAAGUUAGACCUGCCAGUAACCCAAAUAAGCUUGUUUGUCUCUGAGUCUUCAGUCAGCAGCCUGGUUGAUACUUUGAUUUUGUGAGAUGCUAAGCAGAGAAACAAAUCGAGGACGCCUGGAUUUCUGAUCUAUGGAACUGCUUAUAUAUUUGUGUUAUUGUAAGCUGCUAAAUUGGGGAUAACUUGUUUUGUUUUUGUUUUUUUUUCUAGUCAACUGGUCACGGGGAACCCCACGUGAGACCACGUUGCGGGAUUAGGGAAGCUUCUCUUUUUCUGGGCCCAAUCCAUGCUAGCAGGGUUUCAGUCACUUGUCAGUGGGUCACGGUACUGCACAACAUUGAGGUAUGCGCUAAAAGAAGCAUCUAUUAUGCAACUCGUUUCUUUGCUCAUUUAGUGGUAUGAAAGUCAAGAUGUAGGAACUUGCUGUUGACCUUAUAAGCACCAUCUUGACAUGUGGGCCUACUAGAUCAUUAAACAUUUCACUCAGUUAGAAGGCCCCUGGUUUUUUUUUUUUUUUUUGAAAGAAGGAGAGAAGGAAAGAAAGAAAAAAUAGGAAUGAAGGAGAGGAAGACAGAGAGGAAGAAAAAAAAGGGAGGCAACAGGAAUGUCGUUUUAUUCUAAAAAUGGGUAUUGAUAACCUCUUUUAUGCCAAUAAUUGUGCUUAAUAAUGGCUGAUCAGUAUUUUCUUUAAACCUAUGAGUAGGUGUGAUGUGAUACGGAUAAGAAUUGUAUAUUUUGUGUAUUUAAAGUGGAGAGUUCUAUAAAUGUUUAUGAAGUUUACUUGUUCCGGAUCUGUGUUCAAGUCUUGGAUAUCCUUAUUAAUUUUCUGUCUUAUUGAUCUAUCUAAUAUUGAUGUUGAAGUCUCCUACUUUUAUUGUGUGGGAGUCUAGGGAGUCUAAGUCUCUUUAUAGGUCUUAUGUGUCUGGGUGUUCCUGUAUUGGGUACGUAUAUAGUUAGGAUCGUUAGCUCUUCUUGUUACAUUGAUCCUUUUACCAUUAUAUCUUUGUUGCUUUAAAAUCUAUUUUAUCAAAGGCGAGAAUUGCAACUCCUGCUUUUUAUUAUUCAUUUAUUUUUGCUCUUCAUUUGGUUGGUAAAUCUUUCUCCAUCCCUUUGUUUUGAAUCUUUGUGUAUCCUUGCAUGUGAAAUGGGUCUGGAUGCAGCAUACCGUUGGGUUUUGGCUGUAUCUUUUGAUUGGGGGAUUUAGUCGAUUUAAAUUUAGGAUUACUGCCAUUUGAUGUUAGCUGGCUGUUUUGUCCAUUUGUUGAUGUAAAUUCUUCAUUAUGUUGAUGCUCUUUACUUUUUGGUAUAUUUUUGGAAAGGCUAAUACUGGUUGUUCCUUUCUAUGUGUAAUGCUUCUUUCAGAAGCUCUUGUAAAGCAGGCCUGGUGGUAAUAAAAUCUGAGUACUUGCUUGUUCAUAAAAAAAUUUAUUUUUCCUUCAGUUGUGAAGCUUAGUUUGGCUGGAUAUGAAAUUCUGGGCUGAAAGUUCUUUCCUUUAAGGAUGUUGAAUAUUGGCCCCCACUCUCUUCUGGCUUGUAGUGUUUCUGCUGAGAGAUCUGCUGUAAGUCUGCUAGGCUUUCAUUUGUGGGUAACCUGACCUUUCUCUAUGGCUGCCCUUAGUAUUUUCUCCUUCAUUUCAACCCUGGUGAAUCUAACGAUUAUGUGCCUUGGGGUUGCUCUUCUUGAGGAAUAUAUUUGUGGUGUUCUCUGUAUUACCUGGAGUUGAAUAUUGCCCUGCCUUCCUAGGUUGGGAAAGUUUUCCUGAAUAAUAUUCUGAAGAGUAUUUUCCAGCUUGGAUUCAUUCUCUUUGUCAGAUUCAGGUACACCUAUCAAAUGUAGAUAAGGUCUUUUCACAUAGUCCCAUAUUUCUUGAAGACUUUGCUCAUUCCUUUUUAUCCUUUUUUUCUCUAUUCUUGUCUUCUCGUUUUAUUUCAUUAAGUUCGUCUUCAACCUCUGAUAUCCUUUCUUCUGCUUGGUCAAUUUGGCUAUUAAAACUUGUGCAUAUUUUGUGAAGUUCUCUUGUUGUGUUUUUCAACUCUGUUAAUUCAUUUAUAGUCCUCUCUAUAUUGUCUAUUCUUGUUAGCAUUUUUUCAUAAUCUGUUUUCAAAGUUCUUAGUUUCUUUACAUUGGGUAUGAACAAGUUCUUUUAACUCCCAGAAGUUUCUUAUCAUCUACCUUCUGAAGCCUACUUCUGUUAAUGGAACACAGUCUUUCUCCCUCAGGUCUUGUUCCAUUGCUGAUGAGGAACUGUAAUCCCCUGUAGAGGGAGAGGCAUUCUGAUUUUGGGUAUUCUCAGCCUUUUUAGGCUGGUUUCUUCCCUUCGUUAUAAAUUUAUCCAUCUGUCAUCUUUGCAAUUACCGCCUUUCUAAUUAGGUUUCUGAGUGGACGUCCAAUUUAUUGAUUCCCAGCGCCGGAAUCUGAGCAACCCACUGCACCAGCCAAAACAGCGGCGUUAAGACUGAUGGUGCUCUUCUGCCCGGGAAACUCCGGUCUGGCUUCCUUCUUGAGGUCGUAAUAGGCGACUCUGCCUUCCUGGAGCUCCAAAUGUCGGUCAGAAGGGGAACCAGUCCCGUUUACUCUGCACCAAGAGCCGCCGCGCCGGCCGCAAGAGUCGCACUGGUGACCCGUGGGGGUCCUCUGCUGGGAGUCUUCUGGUCCGUGAGUGACAAAAAUUCAUCUGAAAGUGUGGCGUCCUCUCGUUCUCUGCACUUUCACUAGGAGCUACAAUCCCAAGCUGUUAGUGAUCAGCCAUCUUGGAUCUCUCUCAGAAGGCCCCUGAUUUUGUGUGGGAAUUAUUUCACACAUAAUGUCUUUCAAGUGUGUUGCUAAUGUGUCUGGAUUAGUUGGUACCUCCUGUUCAGUCAGCAUAAUGUCAUCAGUUCAAAGAAUGGUGUCACAUCUGGUGUAAGGGAAUGGUGGCCAAGGUCCCUAAGGACUCGUUUAGGAUGUAAGCCUAGAGAGUUGAUACAAGCUUGAAAUAGGAGGUCAUAGUACAUUGCUGUCCUUCCUAGCUGAACUCAAACUCUUGUUUGUAACAAUUACUGAAAGAAAAUAAAACAUUCACCUGUCCAAUAUUAUAUAUCAGGUUCCCAUGGAUGUUACAGUUGCUGAAGCGACACAACCACCUAUAGUGUAGCAACUGCCAUUGGAACAACAAUUUGAUUAAGUUUAUGGUGCAAUCUCGGCUCACUGCAACCUCCACCUUCUGGGUUCAAGCAAUUCUCCUGCCUCAGCCUCCUGUGUAGCUGCUAUAGGCACACACUAUCACACCUGGCUAAUUAUUUGUAUUUCUUUUGUUUUUUUUUAAUUUUUGAGAUAGAGUCUCACUCUGUUGCCCAGGCUAGAGUGCAGUGGUGGGAUCUUGGCUCACCACAAGCUCCGCCUCCUGGGUUCAAGUGCUUCUCCUGCUUCAGCCUCUCUAGUAGCUGGGACUGCAGGUGUAUACCACAUGCCUGGCUAAUUUUGGUAUUUUUAGUAGAGAAGGGUUUUCACUAUGUUGGCCAGGCUGGUCUCGAACUCCUGACCUCGUGAUCUGCCCACCUCAGCCUCCCAAAGUGCUGGGAUUACAGGUGUGAGCCACAGCACCUGGCCUGUUUGUAUUUCUUAGUAGUGACAGGGUUUCACCAUGUUGCCCAGGCUGGUCUCCAACUUCUGACCUCAAGUGAUCCACCCACCUCAGCUUCCCAAAGUGCUAUGGCUGCAGGUGCAUGUCACCAUGCCGCGCCCUGGCUAAUUUUUGUAGUUUUGUUAGAGACAGGGUUUUGCCAUGUUGGCCAGCCUUGUCUGGAACUCCUGACCUCAAGUGAUCCGCCCACUUCUGCCUCCCAAAUCCUGGGAUUACAGGCGUGAGCCAAUGUGUCUGGCAAAAAAUGAGAUACUGCAUGUUCUCAUUCAUAUGUGGGAACUAAACAGUAGGUAGGCAUGAACAUAAAGCUAGAAACCAUUGACUCUGAGGGCUCCAAAAGGAAGGAGGA
Callithrix jacchus (white-tufted-ear marmoset) is the source of this 6817-nucleotide messenger RNA. Its product is annotated as cancer/testis antigen family 45 member A6-like. NCBI's taxonomy places the organism in Eukaryota, Metazoa, Chordata, Mammalia, Primates, Cebidae. The record is from RefSeq and is a predicted model, not a curated record.